Cyclopterus lumpus (lumpfish) is the source of this 2657-nucleotide messenger RNA. It is a transcript of the gene tktb, whose product is annotated as transketolase b. The coding region runs from base 146 to 2026 and encodes 626 amino acids. The record is from RefSeq and is a predicted model, not a curated record. Gene Ontology annotation, molecular function: thiamine pyrophosphate binding; transketolase activity. The transcript is spliced from 14 exons. NCBI's taxonomy places the organism in Eukaryota, Metazoa, Chordata, Actinopteri, Perciformes, Cyclopteridae.
ACCUCCUCGGUUGUACUUUGAUCCGACAGCUUGCAGCGGCGUUGCGCAGUUUUGAACCUCCGACCCCGGGAAGCAACUGUUUAAUUAAAGUAACCAAACUAGUCAAGCGGACGCGGUUAAAAAAUAAAUUAAAAAUCCAGAAACCAUGACUAGCUACCACAAACCCGAUGAAAAAACUCUGCAGGGACUGAAAGACAUCGCCAAUAAGCUCCGGAUCAACUCCGUUAAGGCGACAUGCGCCUCUAACUCUGGUCACCCCACAUCAUGCUGCAGUGCAGCAGAGCUCAUGUCUGUGCUCUUUUUCCACACCAUGCGCUACAAAGCAGAUGACCCUCGCAACCAGUGUAACGACCGCUUUGUGCUCUCAAAGGGUCAUGCUGCACCUAUCCUGUAUGCUGUGUGGGCAGAGGCGGGUUUCCUGAAGGAGUCUGAACUGCUCAACCUGCGCAAGGUUGACUGUGAUCUGGAGGGGCACCCCACACCAAAACUGGCCUUUGUCGAUGUGGCAACAGGAUCUCUGGGACAGGGCCUCGGGGCUUCCUGUGGGAUGGCAUACACUGGCAAACAUUUUGACAAAUCAGGAUACCGUGUGUACUGCAUGCUGGGUGAUGGAGAGUCUUCAGAGGGCUCAGUGUGGGAGGCCAUGGCAUUUGCCUCCUACUACGAUCUGGACAACUUGGUGGCUAUCAUAGAUGUCAAUCGGCUCGCUCAAAGUGAAGCUGCACCCCUGAAGCACGACGUGGAGACCCACCGCAAGCGCUGUGAAGCCUUUGGGUGGAACACAUAUGUUGUGGAUGGACACGAUGUGGAGGAGCUGUGCAAAGCUUUGUGGCAGGCUCAGCAGGUGAAGGGCAAACCCACUUGCAUUGUAGCCAAGACGUUCAAGGGCAAAGGACUCAAAAAUAUUGAGGAUCUUGAUAACUGGCAUGGAAAGCCCAUUCCCAAGGACAGGGUGGAUGCCAUCCUGAAAGACCUGCAGGCUUUGAUCCAGGUCCCCAACAAGACCCUGUGCCCUGAGCUGCCCAAAGACGACACAGCACCUGCAGACCUUAGCACCAUCUCUCUCCCUUCACCCCCAGCAUACAAAAAGGGAGACAAGAUGGCAACAAGGCGUGCAUACGGUGUUGCACUGGCCAGGCUGGGCCAAGCGAGCGAGAGAGUGGUGGCCCUCGAUGGAGACACCAAAAACUCCACUUUCUCGGAAACAUUCAAGAAGGCCUUCCCUGACCGCUACAUUGAGUGCUUCAUUGCUGAACAGAACAUGGUGAGUGUGGCCAUUGGCUGUGCCGCCCGAGACCGCACGGUUGCAUUUGCCAGCACGUUUGCUGCCUUUUUCGCCAGAGCCUAUGACCAGAUCCGUAUGGGAGCCAUCUCCCAGUCAAAUAUCAACCUGGUAGGGUCCCAUUGCGGCGUCUCCAUCGGCGAGGAUGGUCCUUCACAGAUGGCCCUUGAAGACUUGGCCAUGUUCCGUGCCAUCCCAACAUGUACUGUGUUUUACCCCAGUGAUGCAGUGUCCACAGAGAGGGCUGUUGAGCUGUCAGCCAACACCAAGGGUAUCUGUUUCAUCCGUACCAGUAGACCAGAGACUGCAGUGCUCUACUCUCCAGAUGAGAAGUUUCAAGUGGGCAUUGCUAAGGUUGUGCGUGAGUCUGACAGUGACUGUGUGACUGUGAUUGGAGCUGGUAUUACUCUGCAUGAGGCCCUUGCUGCUGCUGAUAUGCUGGCCAAAGAAGGAAAGAACAUCCGCGUCAUUGACCCAUUCACCAUCAAGCCCUUGGAUGCCUCUACCAUUCUGGCCAGUGCCAAAGCCACAAAGGGACAGAUCAUCACUGUGGAGGACCACUACAAGGAGGGUGGUCUUGGUGAAGCAGUGCUGUCAGCAGUGGGCCAAGAGCCUGGCAUUGUUGUGACCCGACUGGCAGUGACUGGUAUUCCCCGCAGCGGAAAGCCCCAAGAGAUGCUCGACAUCUUUGGCAUCAGCGCCAAGCACAUUGCCAACGCUGUGCGUCAGACCUUUGCAAACUAAGGACUUCCCCGUACCUCGCUUGACGCUCUGUUCCAUCGCAAUCAACAUGCAGUUAACUGGCUUGUCUCUGCCCAUGUGCCGUCUUGUAGCUUUGACUCGAGUGGUGUGUGUUUACCCUGUAUUGUUGUUACCACAGAUUGUGAGGGAUGAGAGCAGGUGUGCAGUGUUGUUAAAGACUAUUGUUUAGCCUUUUCUCAAUUAUUAUUUUUUUUUUCUUUCUCUAACCCUUUGGAACAUUCCUUUCUUGUAUCCUUUUAUGUGUUCAAAACCAUCACUGAAUACAGUAAAUCUGGUAUGUUUACCAGAUUAAAAACAUGCCAGCAGCAGACCUGGCUCUGAUCCAUUGUAAACUGUCAGGCCGCUACUUCUUUUUUGCAUUCCAAUCUUUUCCUUUUCACUCUUACAGCCAUGCCUCAAGGGUUUUUUCCCCAAGAAACACUGUUACUGUUGGUCAUAAAUGCUAAUGGUUUUGAAGUCUUUUAAUGCUUAAACCAGUUUUAGACAUGAACAGUUUGACCAUUCCUCUUUUGUGUGAUGCCACAUGGGCAUCACACACAGCUACUGGUUUUCCAGGGCACUGGUGUCAUCCUGUUGUACUUGUGUUGCAUUGAAUUAAAAAGAAUUUACCCAA